AUGAACCCAUUGGACCAAAAAAAGGACUUCCGAACGCUGUACCAGGAAAUCAAGGAUCAACAAAAUGAGACCAGAAUCAACUUCAUGAGGCAAAACUACGAUAAACUUCCGUCGUGGUCGAAGCAAGAAGUUGAUAAAGAAAUGGGAGGAUUUCAACAAGACUCAUCAGAUCCACUGAACCUUCAGGCAAUCUUGGACGAAAAUGAGGUCAACGGAAGGGUGAACUACUACGAUUUCCAUGGAAUGACAACACCGGUCACCGUGCGGCCGCAUGUGUGUGCGAUUAGAGCUGGAGCAAUGAUAGCUGGAGAAUGGGAUGUAAACGACGUCAACAAGGAAAAUAAAGGAAUCAGAUUGCAAAACAUGAAGCAAGGAAAAUUGAUUCCAAACGGAAAAGAAGACCAGCUGACAAGAUGGGCUGGAUGGGCUGGUGGAUCUGAAGAACGAGAUAACCAAAGGAGAUUCAUUGCGAUAUUGGUUGUAAACGAAAACAACAAUAAUGGCGGAAGCGGAGGAAAUGAAACGACGCCGGUCAUCGUGCGGUUGUCUGCAGUUGCAAUCAGUGCUGGAGAAUGGCUACAAAACGUGAACACGAAAAAUGGAAACCCACUGAACGUCCGGGCAAUUUCGAAAGGAAAUGAAGCCAAUGGCUAUAACGAAAAUGAAAGAAAGGAACAACGAAAUCUGAAAAUCGAAAACAUUGAAUACAAAAGAAAAAGAGGACUAGCUGAAAAGCAAAAAAAAAGGAAAAGAAAGCUAUCACGACCUCCACUGAAUGACAACGUCGGUCACUGUGAGGCCGCAUGCGGAUGGAGCAAUAAUAGCUGGAGAAGCGGUAGAUCAAAGCAUGAGACAGCAAAGGUUCAAAAUUAUGUCACCAGCCAAUUGGAUCUCAUGAGCAAUCUAGGAUGUAAACGAAGCCAACGAAGACAAGGAGAACGAGGGAAUGAAGCUCCGGAACGCGGCUCGAACAUGGUUCGAAUUGAUUCAAAAUGA
Molecule: messenger RNA, 996 nt
Organism: Caenorhabditis briggsae
Lineage: Eukaryota; Metazoa; Nematoda; Chromadorea; Rhabditida; Rhabditidae
Exons: 10
Coding region: 1-996 (331 amino acids)
Source: RefSeq, a predicted model, not a curated record